AUGGACAAGAAACGAGAAAAAAAACCUGGACUAGCGUUGGUGUUUGAAUCUGGUCAGCGCUUGUCCAUUCCUGAAGUGCUCUCUUUGGAGGUGAAACCUUUGGCUUACGUCCAAGAAGAGUCUGCAGUGACGGACGUUCGGACCCCCAAAUGCGAUGUCUUGCCCAAAUGCCACUCAUUCAUGCUGGCCUUGAAACAGUUUCCAAAUAAGAUGGAGCGCUUGACCAGUGCUUGCCGACAAAUCACGCCUCAACUUCGCAAUUGGGUUCCAAAGUUCUUCAAAGGAGAAUGCAUUGAUCCGUUCCAACCGGCUUCCCAUGUGAUGAUGCCCAGCUACAUCAUGCUCACCGGCGCCUUACAAGCCAACGUCAAUUACCAGGAGCUCAUUCUUCACUGUUCCACCACCCGUGAGUUCCAUUUCCAACAUCUGUCUCGUCUAGACCAAGGUCAGGUUCAAGACCUUCUGCGACCGUGUCAAACCAAAGCCAAUCGAAUCUCGUGGAUGACCUUGGGAUUAGCCGUACUCAUGUUGAUCCUCAUCCUCGCCAUUCUCGUCUGUCUGCUGUCCUCCAUUCCCAAAAGGGAUAAAAAGGCCAAACCCAUAGGUUACACGUGGACUUGCGAAGUCAGAAAAACCGACCCCCGGUCCCGUCAUUCCAGACCUUCCAGACCUCCUCAUGAAAACACUUGAAACAUACGUACUCAACAUAAGGCCAUUUCUUAUGAAACUGGCUUGUUUCCAAUUCAUGUCAGUAUUAUCCGCCAAUAAAAAUGUGUCUCAAAGCAUGCGAUUGGGCCAUCCAUUUCUUUUAUGGAAU
Messenger RNA from Tigriopus californicus, 817 nucleotides. RefSeq lists its product as uncharacterized. Lineage: Eukaryota; Metazoa; Arthropoda; Copepoda; Harpacticoida; Harpacticidae. The record is from RefSeq and is a predicted model, not a curated record.